AUGGAUGAGUUCCUCGCAACAGUUGGCGUUCAAGCCAUGAGAUAUGCCAUUCGCUCCGGUAUCGCCUUGACAUCGUCGUAUGCCGUCGGUCAAUGUUCGAAACUACUCAAGUCAGUUGAAGACAAGGCUGCCCAUGCCGAACUCAAAUCGUUAAGAAACUUGCUUGAUGGCAAAAUAAAGAUCAUCUCACCAGCCAUAGAUUUGAUCGAGUUCAAGUCAGGUCGUGGAAAUGUAUUUCUCGAAUCAGCAACUCCCCUUGCGAAAUCAUUGCAUAAGGACAUUGUCUCGCUGGGCCGUCGCAUAGAGUCAGCAACUACUAUCUCUCCAAACUCAAGUAGUAACAAUGCCCAGACACGUUCACCAUCUGCUAGCCACGACAGCCUGCUAGCUAUCAUCACCGCCAUAAAGGGUCUGCUGGACCGAAUCGAUCGUGAGAUCCCGCUACUACAGUUGGCCAUUACUGCUUCUGGGGAGAGUUUUUCCACAUCUCUACCCGCCGGCAUAUCACCGUCCAGACUGCUGCAGGCCAGCACACUGCUCACCGUCGGCGACACACAGUUCGCACAAGAUCCAAAUAGGCCAGUUCAGAUUGGUCCAGUCUUUACUCUAUCGCUCUACAUGCUCUUUCUCGGACAUGCAUCCACACUGACGCCACACCCCACAUCCCAAGCUGCAGACACCUCGGUCUCUACUAAUGGUCACUGUUCAGAAACGUCAAGCAUCAGGACUGGGUACGGGUUAGGGGAUGGGGAGCGGAAGCCACUGUGGCAGGAAGUAUUACACAAGGCGCGAGUUCGUAUCUGCAGAACCCGCAAGGACUUCUACUUCGAUAGUAAGCGAGGCUACUGUGCAAAUCCGCUGAAAGACCACGAUUUUCCCCUUCCAGCUCCUGAAUCAAGCGGUGGGGGAGAAUACGCAUACCACCUGGAGGUUAUCGAAGACCUUGACGACGGUCGACUCCACGAUGACGAGCAUAAUAUUCAGCCAUACGACGACAUUCCUCGAGCAGGCAUUCGCGAAUCCAUUCCUGUACAUCAGUUGUCCAAGAUAUUUUACACGGAUACAGGCAGGAUUUUGAAUAUCGGUUCCGCCACUGACAGCGAGCAAAGGCCAGUUUUGCUUUUGAAACGAGACACUCAAGCUCUGCCGGCCCACCAGGAAACCGAUGGCGUCGGUGGGUUUCUCCAAGGACUCGAGGAUGAUGACAAGAGCGAGACAUCAAUUUCGGCGAGUGAUGAAGACGAUCAAGCCGAGAUCGACAGGCAACUUCUAGAGGGUCUCGGACGCCCAGUACUGGAAGACUGCAAUGCCGUGCCGGUGAGCGAGGAUUUCUUCAAGUGGAAAUUCCCGUCACAUCUCGAUCCGGAGUGGAUGGCCUUCGAGGUAUACGAGGAAGAUGACGAAGAUGAUAUCGGAGAAGACGAUGAUACCGACUCGGUGGGUUCGACGAGGCUCGAGCUGCCAAAGUGUGUGACAUCAAAGCCGGGUACGCCUCGUGAUAGGAGAUCUUUAGACUCGAAUGUCGUCGAUCAAAUCAAGAGACUAUCUUUGAACAGCCCUGAUAGACUGGGCUCUCUGCAAGCAGUCACAGCAGCCGAGACAGAGAACUUUGUCGCCCGUUCGCCAUUUGGGGCGAUCACGACAUCUCUAUCUCUAAUGGAGAUGCUGGUACGACUGGCUGGUCUCCAGGAGUUUCAGCAGACAUCUCAUCUGUCUAUUCCUGACCACAUACUCACUUUCUUCCUGGAGGAGACUUCAACCACAGGGCUAAUUGGCGAAACGCAGUGGAGGGCUCGAAGCGAAGCAAAGUGUCGUAUGGGAUUUGAUCCUUAUACCGAUGCGCCAACGAAGUAG
Fusarium musae is the source of this 1854-nucleotide messenger RNA. RefSeq lists its product as uncharacterized. Lineage: Eukaryota; Fungi; Ascomycota; Sordariomycetes; Hypocreales; Nectriaceae. Bases 1 to 1854 code for a protein of 617 amino acids. Gene Ontology annotation, molecular function: GTPase regulator activity. The record is from RefSeq and is a predicted model, not a curated record. The transcript is spliced from 3 exons. Gene Ontology annotation, cellular component: nucleus; cytoplasm.